Bradysia coprophila is the source of this 2335-nucleotide messenger RNA. RefSeq names its product pseudouridine synthase 7 (gene Pus7). Lineage: Eukaryota; Metazoa; Arthropoda; Insecta; Diptera; Sciaridae. Gene Ontology annotation, biological process: pseudouridine synthesis. Gene Ontology annotation, molecular function: pseudouridine synthase activity; RNA binding. The record is from RefSeq and is a predicted model, not a curated record. Gene Ontology annotation, cellular component: nucleus.
GUCAUCAGCAUGUGGUAGAAUUUUGUGGUUAUAUUUUUGUCGGUGUCGUCGGCAUUUAAAACCUCACCGUUCGUUGGAAUAACAUAUAUCUCUUGAUUCAUCUGAUUUCAAUUUAAUCCUGUAACAAGUCAAUCGACGAGUGUUUUCUAUCAUGGGAAAAAAGAAAUGGACCGGUCAUGGUGAUCGUAAGCGAAAUCACAAAAACACGAAUAAAAAAGGCAAAGGAAAAUUUGCUGGUAAUGCCAGAAACCAUAGGCAAGACAACAGUAAACGUUUCCAAAACCCCAUUAAACCUGAAGCAAAGGAGUCGAAUCCGAAUGAAGAGUUCCACAGUCGAAUGGAAAAGUUUAAUUUAAUGGAAAAAGACAUAGGAGUGACGGAAUAUGUUGGUACAACUCCUGGGUUCAAUGCGGUUAUUAAAUCCAGAUUCUCAGACUUUCAAGUCAACGAAAUUGAUUUGGACGGAAAUGUUGUUAAAUUGACUGACACAUCAUUACCCAAGAAGCCGGAACCAGCAAUAAAUGCUGAAACGAAAGAACAAGUUAUCGGAUUGAUAGGCCAAGAAACUUGGGACAGUAUAGUAGAAAUAUCUAGUGGUACUAAAGCCGCCUCCGAUAUUGAGGUUGACGCUGAAUCAUUGACUAAAGAGCAACGGGGAAUGGUUCACAACAUGGUCAAACAAAUGUUCGGUUCUUCGAUAGUCAGUUCGACCAUCAACAAAGAUGACAAGAAAUUCUUUAAAUUUUCAAAGUUUAAGAAAAAUGCUGGUAAUGAUCAGCGCACCAAAUGGCUGUGGCCCGGUGAAUAUACGCAUUUUGUUGUAUACAAGGAAAAUUUGGACACAAUGAAAGCCGCUGGUGAUCUAUCGCAAGGUUUGAAUACGAACACGAAAUCAAUAACUUAUGCUGGAACGAAAGACAGACGAGCUAAGACAACACAGUGGUUUUGUUUACGAAAACGUGAACCGGAGCGAAUAUCUAAAGCUGCCGAUAUGAAGAAGUCCAUUCACGUUGGUAAUUUUACAUUCAAGGAUGAACCGUUAAAGUUGGGUCACUUGAGCGGUAACCGAUUCCGAAUAGCUCUACGGCACAUCGUUCAUCCUGAAGGCGAUAUUGAAUUGUCUCUACAAGGUCUCAAAGAAAAUGGAUUUAUCAAUUACUAUGGCCUACAACGAUUCGGAAACAAUUCUACAGUUCCUACUCAUCAAGUAGGUCUGGCUUUAAUCAAGGGACAAUUUAAAGAGGCCUGCGAAUUAAUUUUAAAGCCUCGUGAAGGUGAAGUUACUUUCAUGAAACAAAUCCGGGAACAUUGGUGGAAGCACAGAGAUCCUGCGGCUGCACUAAAAUUUUUCUAUAAAACAACAUACGGCGUCGAAGCUAAAUUAUUGUCGGGAUUGGCUCGACACGGAAGCAACGAUUUCGUUAAUUCUUUGAACGAUCUACCGCGAAAUAUGUUGCUCAUGUACAUUCAUUCGUACCAGAGUCUAAUUUGGAAUGAAAUUGCAUCCAAACGCAUCAAAUUGGGCCUUCAACUUUUACCGGGUGAUUUAGUGUUUGUGUCUGACGAAAAAGUUACAACGCAAAUAAAGGAACUUAUCGAUGACGAUGGUAUCUCCUUUGAAGACGAAGCAGACGAAGAGGAGAAUCCUGCUGAGGAAUCGCAAGAAACAAUUUCUGUUUACAAAUCAUUGGUGAAACCAUUAACUGACGAAGACAUUGCCUCUGGCAAAUAUUCGAUUUUCGAUUUGGUUCUACCGUUGCCUGGUCACGACAUUUCAUACCCAACAAAUGAAACUGGCCAAUGGUACAUUGACCGUUUGGCUAAAGAUAAUCUAUCGUCGGAGAAAUUGAAGACAAAACACAGAACGUAUUCGCUGUGUGGCGCCUACAGAAAAGUUUUGGUGAAGCCGAAAGAUCUGUCGUGGUACUUCAUGAAGUACAAGAGCGACAGCGACGAUUUGAUUCAAUCAGAUUUGGAAGAGCUUCGUAAAGAAGAACCGCCGAAGAGCGCAGAUGAUGGUGAAUUGAAGGCAUUGAUUCUCGAUUUCUGUUUACCGACCGCUACGUACGCAACCAUGCUGUUACGCGAAGUUUUCAAGGGCGAUACGUCGGCAUCUAGUCAAAUCAAGCUCGAAAACGAAAGUAUUGCAACAGGGAAUGAGAAACGGAAAGCAGAAGAAAAUUGCAUGGAUGAAGAGGAGAAUUCUGUUAAGAAAAUUAAAGUUGAUGUCGAGGACGCUGUAAAAGUUGAUGUCGAGGACGCUGUAAAAGUUGAUGUCGAAGACGCUGUAAAAGUUGAUGCAGAAUAAAGUUCCAAAGCUCUGGAGUUCCAUAAA